GUCGAGGAGGCAGACGACCCACUUUGAGGAGCCACAUUCAAAGCUUUCCCGUUGUUCCUCCUUCCCACUCAGCUCCCAGGCUUUUAUCUAUCGCCAGUUUCCUCCUGCACAUCUUUAAGGACCCAAGGAGCGCCAUUAGUCUGUCAAGGCCUGGGUGGAGGAGUUAAAUCAGCCAUAUUGAUAGCUGUCAUGUGUGGGCGGACGGCGUGCACAUUGGCACCAGACGAGGUGUGCAAGGCGUGCAGUGUGCUGAAGCUCGGGGCAGAUGGCAGGAAAUCCUACCAGUCCCUACAAUGGAGGGACCAUCCUGGCGACCACACCUACAGCCCCUCCACCAACAUGGCUCCCUCGCGUUACACACCCGUCAUCAUAAGUGAGCAGCAGCAGCGUGGAGUGAAGAGGAUGCAAGAUGGGGAGGAGCAGCCUACCCAGCGCAUUGUUCAUCCCAUGAUGUGGGGUCUCGUCCCUCCCUUUUAUAAGGGUCCAUCUGCUACAGGCCAUGGAUACAGCACAACCAACAGUAGACUGGAAGAUGUAGAAACAAAAGCCUCAUACAAGCCUUCCCUCAGCAGAGGACAAAGGUGUGUGGUUUUAUGUGACGGCUUUUACGAGUGGCAGACAACAAAAGGCACCAAAAACAAGCAGCCGUACUUCAUCUAUGCACCCCAGCCUGAGGAGGUUAAGAUUUGGGACAGAGCCACGUGGGACAAACCUGAAGUCUGGGAUGAAGAGGAGGGUUGGAAGGGGCCUCAGCUGCUAAAAAUGGCUGGAUUAUUUUCCCAUUGGAGGUCUUCAGAAGGUGAAGAAAUUAUGAGCUACAGUGUCCUUACCAGAGAGGCCUCCAAGAAAUUUUCUGUCCUGCACCACCGCAUCCCAGCCAUCUUGGAGACUGAAGAGGAGGUGGAGGACUGGCUAGAUGCUGGAAGAGUGAACUACAAGGAGGCACUGGAGAUGCUGAGGCAGAAAGAUGAGCCAGUCCUGGAGUGGCAUCCCGUUUCUACGGAAGUAAACAACGCCCGCAACCAAAACUCAGACCUCCACUACCCUGUCUCCUUGAAGAAGAAGCCGCCACAGUCAGCCGGCAGCAGGUUUAUGUCUGCCUGGCUUGGCAAGGCACCAGUGAAGGAGGAAGUCAAAUCAAUCAAGGAGGAAAAUGGAAACAAGAAUAAAGAGAAUGGAGAGAAAACUAUGUCAGCCAAGGAGGAAACUAAGAAUGGAGUAAAGAAUGAAGGUGAAGCGUAGGCCAGCACACACGAUUGCCAAUGAAGUUGUGAGGGAAGACAACUCAUGUGUAGUUGUAAAUGUUCCUCAGUGGCAGGGAAGAUUUGAAGUAAUGCAAAACUUCACAGGACAGCUGACAGGUAACACUCAUGGAACUAUUAGGAAGGACUUUAUUUUUUUUUCUUCAUUUUUCCUUGUAGACUUUGAAGGACAGCUGACAGGUAACACUCAUGGAACUAUUAGGAAGGACUUCUUUUUUUUUCAUUUUUCCUUGUAGACUUUGAAGGACAGCUGACAGGUAACACUCAUAGAACUGUUAGGAAGGACUUAUUAUUUUUUUUCAUUUUUCCUUGUAGACUUUGAAGGACAGCUGACAGGUAACACUCAUAGAACUAUUAGGAAGGACUUAUUUUUUUUUUCAUUUUUCCUUGUAGACUUCGAAGGACAGCUGACAGGUAACACUCAUAGAACUAUUAGGAAGGACUUAUUUUUUUUUUCAUUUUUCCUUGUAGACUUCGAAGGACAGCUGACAGGUAACACUCAUAGAACUAUUAGGAAGGACUUAUUUUUUUUUUCAUUUUUCCUUGUAGACUUCGAAGGACAGCUGACAGGUAACACUCAUGGAACUAUUAGGAAGUACUUAUUUUUUUUUUCAUUUUUCCUUGUAGACUUUGAAGGACAGCUGACAGGUAACACAUGGAACUAUUAGGAAGGACUUUAUAUUUUUUUUCUUCAUUUUCCCUUGUAGACUUGGAAUGAAUAGUAUGAAAAGGAAUUUUGUUUACAUAGUACCUGGAUGUGAGUUUAUACUGACAUUGAAGCAUGGCAGAGUUUAGUAUAUAUUCUGUAGUACUAGAUAUAUUCAAAUUUAUUCCUUGAUCACUACAUUCCCUUAAGUAUCAAGCGUAUAGAUAGCAUUCUUGUGUAUGAACCAUUAUAUACCUUGGGAUGUAAUUAAACACAAGGGAGAAACAAUGGUGAGUCAGUAUGUCUGUAUCUGAUGCUAGACACUAGAGUUGGACUAUAUAUAUGAGAGGAUAGAGUGUUAUUACAGUCGGAGUUGGACACAAGUUUGUUACGAAUACAGGAUUCAUUUAUUUUUUCCUGUUUUAGAGGUCUGUAUAGUAAGACGACUUCAUGCAAGAUGGGUUCUUAAGGAAGUCACACUAUAGCAGUUUUGUGCUAAAGUGAAGUGUUAUUUCAAUGUAAUUAAAGAUUAUUAUUGAAGAAACAUAAUACUGAAUGCACACCAGCUUAUUACUUGCGGGUUCCUUGAUUUUAUACUUUGCUCCGAGUGUCACGACCUGGCUAUAGACACUCUCUGAUUAGUAUAUACUUUAUUGUGUAUCUGUAAAGGGUCAGAUAGUCACAAACACUUGCAUCUCUGCUAUGUAGAGGAGCCUUAUUCACCAGUAUUUAUCACUAGGAAUAUACAAUUGAAGUGCUACUUUAAACUGCUAGAAAUAGCUUUUGCUGAGAAAAUGCAAGACAUCUUCAUGUGAUGUCGUGAAUAGAGGAGGCCAAUUGUAUAUGCUAUUAAAAA
This is a messenger RNA of Eriocheir sinensis (Chinese mitten crab), 2764 nucleotides long. RefSeq names its product abasic site processing protein HMCES-like. Gene Ontology annotation, biological process: DNA damage response. Gene Ontology annotation, molecular function: single-stranded DNA binding. The transcript has 13 exons. Lineage: Eukaryota; Metazoa; Arthropoda; Malacostraca; Decapoda; Varunidae. Bases 190 to 1242 code for a protein of 350 amino acids. The record is from RefSeq and is a predicted model, not a curated record.